Anopheles aquasalis is the source of this 541-nucleotide messenger RNA. RefSeq names its product chymotrypsin inhibitor. The record is from RefSeq and is a predicted model, not a curated record. NCBI's taxonomy places the organism in Eukaryota, Metazoa, Arthropoda, Insecta, Diptera, Culicidae.
UCUUGCGACCAACUGUACGGCCAUCUGCUCAAACAAGGGACAGACGGAGGUACUGUACGCGGAGGAUAUAAGUUCACGGACCCCACGGACGUUGGAUCUAGUGUUCUCCGUUUUGGUUUUCAGCGAAAGCAAAAUCAGUCGUACGGGUUGUAACAAUGCGCGCCUUCUUCGCACUUCUUGUCUUGGCGAUCUUUGCCAUCCUCGGAUCGGCACAGGGUCAGGCAGCACAGGCCCAGGGCUCUGAGGCUUGCGGUAAGGAGGAGACGUUCCAUAAAUGUGGUUCCGGGUGCGAACGCACUUGUCUUAACCAGAAGAAAUGGAACGAGCCUUGCGAUAAAGAGUGCAUUGAUGGUUGCUUCUGCAAUGAAGGAUUCCUGCGCGAUGCCAACGGUGAUUGUAUCCGAUCCUGGCUGUGUCCCAAGGAAUAAGCUAAGCACUCUGCUAAGCCGCGAAUCGAAUCUGGUUUUGUCGUCGCCUACCGAUUGACGAUUGGCACUACCAGCUUGCUAUUCUGUUGACGGCGUAAUAAAACCGAAUCAAA